CUUCAUUCCUUCAUUCCCUCCUUCCCAGCUGACAGGCUGCUGCUCCUGCUCCUCCUGGGUCUCCUGAUCCUCCUCCUCCUCCUCCUCCUGGGGGUCUCCUGGGGCAGGAUGAGCCCCUGCCGGUACCUCCUCCGCUCCCUCCUCCUCCUCAUCCUCGCCGCCUUCUCCGCCAACGCCAGCAACUGGCUGUACCUGGCCAAGCUUUCGUCGGUGGGGAGCAUCUCGGAGGAGGAGACCUGUGAGAAGCUGAAGGGCCUGAUCCAGCGGCAGGUGCAGAUGUGCAAGAGGAACCUGGAGGUCAUGGACUCGGUCCGGCGGGGGGCACAGCUGGCCAUCGAGGAGUGCCAGUUCCAGUUCCGCAACCGCCGGUGGAACUGCUCCACGCUGGACGGACUGCCCGUCUUCGGCAAGGUGGUCACGCAAGGGACCCGGGAGGCGGCCUUUGUGUACGCCAUUUCCUCCGCCGGCGUGGCCUUUGCCGUGACCAGGGCCUGCAGCAGCGGGGAGCUCGACAAGUGUGGAUGCGACCGGACGGUGCACGGCGUCAGCCCGCAAGGUAAGGAAAGCCUGCCUAGAGCAAGUUGCCAUCGACAAGAUGCUUCUGAUGAACCGACACAAACUCCCGGCUGUUUCCUAGGCUUCCAAUGGUCCGGCUGCUCCGACAACAUUGCCUACGGAGUGGCCUUUUCGCAGUCCUUCGUCGACGUCCGGGAAAGGAGCAAAGGGGCCUCCUCCAGCCGGGCGCUCAUGAACCUUCACAACAAUGAAGCCGGGAGGAAGGCCAUCCUGAGCCACAUGCGAGUGGAGUGCAAGUGCCACGGCGUCUCGGGCUCCUGCGAGGUGAAGACCUGCUGGAAAGCGAUGCCUCCCUUCCGGAAAGUGGGCAACGUGCUGAAGGAGAAGUUCGAUGGGGCCACGGAGGUGGAGCAGCAGCAGCAGAGGAGGGGCGGCUCCUCGUCGGCCAAAGUGCUGGUGCCCAAGAACUCCCAGUUCAAGCCGCACACGGACGAGGACCUGGUCUACCUGGACUCCAGCCCGGACUUCUGCGACCACGACGCCCGCAGCGGGGUCCUGGGCACCGGCGGGCGCCACUGCAACAAGACCUCCAAGGCCAUCGACGGCUGCGAGCUGAUGUGCUGCGGGAGGGGCUUCCACACGGACGAGGUGGAGCUGGUGGAGCGCUGCAGCUGCAAGUUCCACUGGUGCUGCUUCGUCAAGUGCAAACAGUGCCACCGGGUGGUGGAGAUGCACACGUGCCGGUGACACAAACGCAUGCGCGUGACGGACACGGAACUCUCUCUUUUUACAAACUAUAUUUAAAGCCCCGAACGCACGGCUCCCUGGGCGAUUCCUCCGUCGGUGGGAUCGUCGGGCCACUUUGUCCAUCGUUGAAGCCAUCUCUUCCAUCUCUUCACCGAAGUUCUCUCUUUUUUGUGGAGAACCAGAACUCUAAUCUUUUUUUAUAUAAAGAGAAACAAUAUUUAAA
Anolis carolinensis (green anole) is the source of this 1486-nucleotide messenger RNA. It is a transcript of the gene wnt4, whose product is annotated as Wnt family member 4. Bases 109 to 1263 code for a protein of 384 amino acids. The transcript is spliced from 4 exons. Lineage: Eukaryota; Metazoa; Chordata; Lepidosauria; Squamata; Anolidae. Gene Ontology annotation, cellular component: extracellular region. Gene Ontology annotation, biological process: cell fate commitment; neuron differentiation; canonical Wnt signaling pathway. Gene Ontology annotation, molecular function: frizzled binding; cytokine activity. The record is from RefSeq and is a predicted model, not a curated record.